Messenger RNA from Synchytrium microbalum, 459 nucleotides. RefSeq lists its product as uncharacterized. The record is from RefSeq and is a predicted model, not a curated record. Lineage: Eukaryota; Fungi; Chytridiomycota; Chytridiomycetes; Synchytriales; Synchytriaceae. Bases 1 to 459 code for a protein of 152 amino acids. The transcript has 3 exons.
AUGACAGAGGCAACCAGCUCAGACGGUGCUGCAGACGAUCGCAAGCAAGCCUUCCAAAUAGAUGAUCUAGUCCAUUUAGAAGACAUGUUUGAAGAACUGGGUCGUGACGAUGGCAUCCAGGACGGCAUCAAGGACGGCCAGCACGAAGGCCGCGUCGCAGGCCUCGAACAAGGAUUUGAAAUGGGUCGUGAAGUUGGAUUUUAUAAAUCUGGUGCAACACUUUGGAUUCAUCUGAUUGAUAGGAGGCCUGAUUCUUAUCCAAAGAGGUUGACAAAAGUACUACAAGGCAUUGUAGAAUUAUGUGAUGCAUUCCCAACUGAGAAUACACCCGAUGCUGAAUGGAAAGAGAUACUGGAACGUAUACGCGCUAGAUGGAGGAUGGCUACUCAGCUGCUGGGGUUGGGUGGUGUUCAACAAUAUGACGAGAGGCUUGCUAGUCGUCCAAGAAUGAACUAUUAA